This is a messenger RNA of Opisthorchis viverrini, 402 nucleotides long. RefSeq lists its product as hypothetical. Lineage: Eukaryota; Metazoa; Platyhelminthes; Trematoda; Opisthorchiida; Opisthorchiidae. Bases 1 to 402 code for a protein of 133 amino acids. The transcript is spliced from 2 exons. The record is from RefSeq and is a predicted model, not a curated record.
AUGCACCAUUUGCAAUCCAGGAAGAGACACUCGAAGUUGUGGGGCUCUUCACGUACCUUGGAAAUACGCCACUUUAGACUCAACCAUUUUGAACUGGUCUUUACUCAGAGAAAGACAGCAUUAAUUCGCUCACAUACAAGGAGUUCUCGUGUGGUCUUCUCCAAAAACGAGUUUGUCAGCGCUCUUGGCCAACUUAUGUCUUCGGAUGAAUACGUGGAUUUUUCAGAAUUUCAGGCGUUCUAUGAAGGUUUAUCAAUAGCUCUUGCUGGAUGUCCGUUGGAUUCACUCACAGACUCAGAUGACAUGGAGACCUACGCGGCAAUAUUCGGGUCUUAUGGGAUGGCGUAUAAAGAAGAAAUGGACAGAUUUGAACGCCUGGUCCGUGGAUCGUGGGGAGUCUGA